Cydia strobilella is the source of this 3899-nucleotide messenger RNA. Its product is annotated as clavesin-1-like. Gene Ontology annotation, cellular component: membrane. Gene Ontology annotation, molecular function: phosphatidylinositol bisphosphate binding. The record is from RefSeq and is a predicted model, not a curated record. The transcript is spliced from 7 exons. Lineage: Eukaryota; Metazoa; Arthropoda; Insecta; Lepidoptera; Tortricidae. Bases 270 to 1154 code for a protein of 294 amino acids.
GCUUCCCUACCAUUAUCACUACCAAUAUAAUUAUUACUUACGACUACCGUUAACCGUAUAAUAUAAGUGUCUGUGAAAAAAUCAAUCUAUUAUUAUCGUGUAAAAAUUACAAGUGUAUGUGAAGAAAAUUUCAACCAGACUGACGUUAAUUUCCUAUAGUGUUUUUUAAAGGGAACUGCGUUGAAACUACUUGACUGCUGAUUUGAAAGGCGAUAAUGGUUUAUGGGGCAUUGUGAUUGUGUGUUCGGAUUCGGAAUAAAGACUCCAUAAUGCCGUUCCAGUGGGAGGAGAUCGCGUACCAGGCGGAGUGCGACCGCCACGAGAGCCCUGAGUUCGACGAGGAGGCCUGGAACCUGUGCGCCGAGGACCCGGACAGCAGAGCGCGCAAGAUACAGGAGCUGCGGGACAUGAUAUACGAGCGCGGGGAAUGCCAGCCGCCGCAGAUGGACGACGCUUUUCUGUUGCGGUUUUUGCGCGCCAGGCGCUCGGUGCCCGCGCGUGCGCACCGCCUGAUGGUCCGCUACUGCAACUUCAGAGAACAGAACCCUCACCUCUGGCGCGGGGUCGACUGGUUCGGCAUGCGACGGCUUGGCAACGUCUUCGAGGGCGUGCUGUAUGACCGGCCUGAUGUCGGCAGACUCAUAUUGUGCCGACUUGGUCUCUGGGACCCAGACACAACUCCAGUCGAAGAUCUCGUCCGUGGCACCCUUCUUCUUCUCGAAGUUGGGAUCAUGCAGCCAAAGCUCCAAGUCUUAGGUGGAGUGGCCAUGGUGGACUGUGCGGGAAUUACCAUGAAACAUAUGAGGCAUUUGACACCGACGAUCGCGUUACAAGCUAUGAACGUUUUAGGAUACGCAUUCCCGCUUCACCAACGCGGUGUCCACGUAGUCAACUGCUCCCGUGUCUUUGAGACUCUGUUCUACUUCUUCAGAAGACUGGCACCAGCUGACGAGCUCUGGAAGAAAGUCUACUUCCACAACGACUUAGCUUCUCUUCAUAGGUACAUCGAUCCAGAGUGUCUGCCAAUACGAUACGGAGGGAAGCGAAAAGAAGCCUCCCUUUAUACAUGGCUGACGAAGAUCAAGCAUUAUAGAAACAAGAACUUCGAUGACGACAUCUGCAAGUUGGGGUACACAGCCGAUUAUGAAGAAUAAAGAAAUACCUAUUUACAACAAACGAAAGUAAUAAGUAGCUUAAAUCUAAAAUAGGCCCUUGAGCCAUUGUGCCAAGGAUGCUGGCGGCAUUUCCUCGCUGUAUCGCAAUGCUGAUAUGUUGUGCGAGGAAGCGGCCAGCUCUUCGGUCACUAGUUACGUCAAGUCAACCAGACGCUUCGCGAUUUCUGCAAACAACUUGUGCGCGCUGGGACCCCAUAAUACCCCAUGGACCUAGUUACAACUACAAAUGGUACAAAAUGGUUUACAACAUAAUUGUUGAGAAUACCUACAUGAAAUGUAGUAGCUACAUAAAAAAACCUGUCACAAAAGGAUCCCAACCUUCAUGUGACAAGUUGACAAAGGUUCAGAAAUAAAAAACAGCGUGAAUAAGGUCAUGCGUUACAGAAAUAAGAGCUUCGAUGAAGACUGCAAGUUAGGAUUACACCUGCGAAGGACGAAAUUUAAAGAAAUCCUUUAGUGAAAACCUAUAACUACUUCAUAAUCAUUUGGAGUAUGUACAUGAAAUGUAGCAGAUAUAGGUAUAGAUUACAUUAUAAAACCGGGAUCCUAAUGUGACAAUUUGACAAAGAUGGCGGAAGAGCAUGUGACUGAAACUAAAUUAAAUUUAUUGAAACCUUAGGAAUCUUAGGACUCAUGUGACAACGACUAAAUUUAAAGGUGAGGGUAUUUAUUAUAUUUAGCUACAACGAAAUUUAAAUAAAUGUUGAUGACUUAAUUUAAAGAAUCACUUUGACCAAGCUGAAGAACAAAUAAGAGCUUUGAUGAGGACAUGGGAUAGGUAUUUCUUUAUAAUAGGUACUUAACAUGAUACAAAUUAAUGUAUAAGUAUAUUAAUAAUAUUGUAAAAAUAGUGCAGGCGUCUGCCGCGUCUGUGAUAAUAUCUUCCGUCCAUUUUACAUCUGUUUCGUACACUGUAUAAAUAAUUUCAGUUAAAGCCUGACCAGUAAAUAUAUGAUCAUUGUUAAGAGGGCGCUGUUAUUUUCAUGUAUAGGAUGACAGUUCAGUAUAGUAUGAAAAAAAAUAGUUCCAGUGAAAUUACGCAACAUGGCGCGUGAUCAUAUAUUCCUGGUCCGGCUUCAUCUUAGACCGACAAGAAAUUGUAGUAAAUUAUUAAGGGGGCCACUUUCUACAUAACUGUCACCUUUUUAACGUAAACAUGGCAUCAAUUUAGCGGUUUUUUUUAGUUCCAUUUUAUUAAAUUUCUACUAUUUUAUGUCGCACUAUUAUAGUAAGUACAAUAAAGCAAAUUUUAUUAAGAAACACUUGAUGAACAAGUCGUUAUGCACUAUUAAAUUUUCAUAUUUUUGCCCUGUCUGUUUCAUAUAUCUCAAUGCCGUAAAUAUAAAUUUAAUAGUUAGGGAAGACUGUGAAUAGGCUGUUACUGAACCGGUUAGCUCCAUCUUAGGCCCUGUCUUCACUUUCCAUCAGGUGUAACUAGGGCCAAUCGCCGAUCAGUUUAUAAAUAUCUCGCAAACUAUAGAUGCUAGAAUUAUGACUCCCAAGUAAAACAUACUUCAUUUUCCAUUUUUACCAACUUCAUCAUACAUGGUUUAGGCAUCAGAUGAGCAGUUGAGGUAUUAUAGCGGUAAGAACUAAAAUAUUGCUAAAAGUUAGCUUCUCGAUAUUUUUUCAAGGCCAUAUCUUUAUUAGUUUUGGCAUUUUUCCGAUAUACCUACCUAUGUCUGAAGAAUUCUGGUAGUGCUUUUUAUCAUAUAUUUGGAUCAACGUUUUUAAGUAAAGUCCAUGUUUUAUAACCCAAAAGUGCAAAGAAGUGUGAACAUCUGAAAAAUACAAGGGAGAGGUAUGUUGAAACUCAUCCUUUUCUUUUGGUUGCUAUAUAUAAUAAUUGGUAGAUGAAAUUCAAUUCUUCUUAUAGAAUAGAAUAGAAUAGAAUAGAAAUAAUUUAUUCGUUAGCACACACAAAUAGAAAGUCACGUCAGGGUUCAACUCUUGAAACCACAUAAACUUUUGAAUAACCUGCCGGACUUGCUGGUUGACAUCACCUUGUAACUUUAUCAAAUUAGUUUUGCAAAAAUUUUCCAUUAUGACGUAGGUUCACAGUCAGAGUUCGUAUAACGAGUUAUGCAUUUUAAUAUAGAAACUUUUAUAUUAAAGUAUAAUUUGUUAUCAAUAAUGCCUAAUGCCCUACAUAGACUACAUAGUACUAUAAAUUAUACGUACUAUAAUUAUUUUACGCAUUUCUCAUUAUUAGGUACUACUAAUCACGUAUUUAGCUAAUUAUUUAAUAAAUAUUUUUAUUUAUUGUAUUUCCAGUCAUUAAAUAAUUAACCAUCUAAAACCAAUUAAGUAAUGAUAUAAGAUUUCAUUUAAAAAUAUAACAAUUAUAUCGACGUUUACAUCAUAAGUUAUCGACAUGUUACCACCCCUACGGUUACUGACGUUUAUGACCCUGCUCGCUACUUAAUUCUGCGGAUACUAUAGUCUGCUAGUACUACUAGUGUAAGAAAGAUAGUAUGAUUCUCUCUGUCUGUGUUUGAAAUGACACAGUCCUUUGAUAACAUUUAAAGCGUGUCACUCCUCUAAAUUGAAAUAUCGAUUAGUGGAAGGACGUUAUUUUAUUUUUUUAAUUGGUUUAACUAUAUAAGUUUUGAUAAGAGUUAAGUCAUACGUGGGUAUAUGUCCAUAUGACCAAUAAUUUUUAAGUUAUGAUUUUAUAAAUGUACUGAUACUUUUUUUACUUUUUUACUAAAUACUUACAUUGUA